Molecule: messenger RNA, 1698 nt
Organism: Tachyglossus aculeatus (Australian echidna)
Lineage: Eukaryota; Metazoa; Chordata; Mammalia; Monotremata; Tachyglossidae
Gene: MOK
Product: MOK protein kinase
Exons: 12
Coding region: 103-1365 (420 amino acids)
Biological process (GO): protein phosphorylation; intracellular signal transduction
Cellular component (GO): cytoplasm; nucleus
Molecular function (GO): protein serine/threonine kinase activity; ATP binding
Source: RefSeq, a predicted model, not a curated record
ACAUGGCGGCCCCAACCUCCUCCGACGGGAGGGCCUAGGGUGGGAGCCUGCCUCGGGUAGCUCCCCUUCCCUCGCGCUUCCGUCCAAGAAGAGGGGCUGAGGAUGAAGAAAUAUAGGGCGAUUGGCAAAAUAGGGGAAGGAACAUUUUCUGAAGUUACCAAGAUGCAGAGCCUAAGAGAUGGAACUUACUAUGCGUGUAAGCAAAUGAAACAGCACUUUGAAAGUAUUGAACAAGUGAACAAUCUACGGGAAAUACAAGCAAUGAGGCGCCUGAACCCCCAUCCUAAUAUCCUCACGUUACAUGAAGUUGUUUUUGACAGAAAGACUGGUUCUCUUGCACUAAUAUGUGAACUUAUGGACAUGAAUAUUUAUGAACUAAUACGAGGGAGAAGACAUCCGUUAUCAGAAAAAAAAAUCAUGAAUUAUAUGUACCAGUUAUGUAAGUCUCUUGAUCACAUGCACAGAAAUGGAAUAUUUCACAGAGAUGUAAAACCAGAAAACAUAUUAAUAAAGAAAGACCUCCUAAAAUUGGGGGACUUUGGAUCUUGUCGAAGUGUUUAUUCCAGACCACCAUACACAGAAUAUAUCUCUACCCGAUGGUACCGAGCCCCAGAGUGCCUUCUCACAGACGGGUACUAUAGCUCCAAAAUGGACAUGUGGAGUGCUGGUUGUGUCUUCUAUGAAAUCUCAAGCUUGCACCCUCUCUUCCCUGGAGCUAAUGAACUGGACCAAAUCACAAAAAUCCAUGAGAUUAUAGGCACACCUGCACAGAAGACGCUUACUAAAUUCAAACAGUCAAGAGCGGUGAAUUUUGAUUUUCCCUUUAAAAAAGGAUCAGGAAUAUCUCUGCUGACGUCCAAUCUGUCUCCGAAAUGCCUCGCUCUCAUAUCCGCAAUGGUAGAAUACGAUCCUGACGAAAGAAUCAGUGCCAAGCAGGCACUGCGGCACUCCUGCUUCCGAGAACAGAGGUUAGGAGAGAAACAGCUUCUUGCCAUGAGCCGAAAAGUAGACCUGCCAGAACACACGAUGGGGCCAGAAUCAGCUCGUCCCAUGUGGCGACAUUCAAAGGAGGCCAGAAAACAGCAGUCUCUGAAGCAAACUGAGAACCAUCCAAUAAGACAGGGACCAGCUUAUCCAGUGGAAUUGCCAAAACUUAAUGUUUCUGGGGUAGCCAAACUGACUUCCUACUCCAGCCCUUCAAUACGCUCAGUUUUUAGCCGCUGUGGAGUCAAUGGCAAGAUGCCGAAACUAAAGCCUCUGAAGUGCAUUGGGACCAGCAGCAAGAUGGAAGCCCGGAAGGACCUCAACUCUAAUAUGAAGCAGUUCCAUUUGCCCACGAUAGGACGGAAAGGUGGAGAAUACUGAGUGGGUUUGCUGUAUUGAUCAGGUUUUUGGGUGGGGGAACAAGACCCGGAGGGAGUGAAAGAACCAAAUUAUCCAUGUCACUGAUGGGAACAGAGCGGCUUCUAGGAGCAGAAGAUUCAAAGCACUUUUUACCAUGAUGCAUCCUGAAAGGGGCCUAGAAGAACCGCCUGAGGACGAAUAGAAGAUCACGGGCUCACCCAGCUAGCAGUGCAAUCCUCCCCGGAGACUCCAGUGCUUUUGAAGACACCGCCCCUAGCAAAUCCAAAAUGCACUUUGAAUUUGGACCCUCCAAAAAUACUCUCUGUCUUUGCCACUUCAAUGUAUUUGCAAAAA